AUGUUUAGAUCUGUUUCCCGUUCAUUGAUGGCCAACGCCGCCAUGGCCAGAACUGGUGCCCUGAGAUCGGCUCCCGCAAUGGUGCGUUUCAACAUCACGCAGCACUCCUCGAUGUUGACCAAAGAAGACGUCUUGGCUCGUUCUGUCCAGGUUUUGCGUGGAUUUAACGUGAAGACUCCUGAGAUUGGCCUUGAGACCAAGUUUUCGCAAGAUUUGGGAAUGGAUUCUCUGGAUUACAACGAUGCUCUCGUUGCUCUGGAAGAGGAAUUUGACAUCAUCUUCGACGACGAAGCCGCCAACAAGAUCCAGUCUGUCGGAGAGUGUGUUAACUACGUUAUUGCCAACUACAUCCCAGAAGAGAUUGGUUUGGAUGCCGAGAUCCGUUAA
Molecule: messenger RNA, 387 nt
Organism: Kuraishia capsulata CBS 1993
Lineage: Eukaryota; Fungi; Ascomycota; Pichiomycetes; Pichiales; Pichiaceae
Exons: 1
Coding region: 1-387 (128 amino acids)
Biological process (GO): fatty acid biosynthetic process
Cellular component (GO): mitochondrion
Molecular function (GO): acyl carrier activity; acyl binding
Source: RefSeq, a predicted model, not a curated record